UCAUCUGGAAUUUAACCCACAUAUACACGAAAAUUAGUGGCGGAGUAUGAAGUUUUAACAUUUCUUUAUCAAUGAGAGUUAAGUUAAAGAAAAAAGCUUAGAAAUUACGAAAAAAGUUAAUAGAAUAUAAAAAAAACCUAAAGCUUUUACGAUAUACUUGUUAAAUUUGUCCAGUUUGUAAGCAAAAACUCUGCUGGCUGCUACACAGCAAUCUACGUAAUCGAAACGCAGUCAUCAUUGACGACGCAUUUUAACUAGACAAGAAUUUAGUACGAUAAUAAACUCCGGAAUUUAAGGAACGAAAAGCGGUUCAUGAAGUUAAAUUAUAAAAAAUAUAAACAAUUACAACGCGUUUUGUAGUAAAAAAAGUGUUUUAUUUAUAUUUUUAAGAGUAAUAUUAAAGAGAAAAAGAGCGAAUGUCAAAACAAAUAUAUUAGUGACGUCAUUUAAUGAAUUUGUUUAAUAAAAAAACAAAAAAAGCAGCAACAGUGAAGGUCUUUAAAAUUUAGGCAAAUUACUAAAAAAAUCAAAACAAGUGUGUUUAAAUUAAUAAUUUAUACAAUAUGCAUAAUACACAAAAAGUUUUCGGGCAAAUUAGCCGAACUUUGUUAAAACAAAGCCUCCGUUUUGAAUUAAAUAAACAACCCCAACAAAAGUUAUUAACUUUAACUUGCCAUUUAGCAAAUACACCUGCUACACAGGACGAUGCUCAUACAAACAAAACACCUUCUUCUUGUGCUGUCAUUCCCGCCCAAAAUUAUUCAAAAUUUACUGCCGCUCGUGAGGGUUUACCUUUGGCCGGUACCCAAUUGAUAUGCGAGGAACGCGCUUUUGAUUUGAUCUCAAAUCUUAAGGAAACAGAAUUGGCUGCUAUUAAAUUGGCUUUAAAGAAACAUGAAGCUAAACAGCAGAAAUUAGGCUUUGAAGGAAAACUAGCAGCUACACAAUGGCGUACACGUUUUGGUCGUUUAUCUAAAGUACCCGCUUUGGGUGAAGUAGAUCCCACCGGAUCAUUUUGUGCCUUUCCAGAUGAUUGGUUGAAGAAGAAAGCCGCGGAAAAAGCUGCCAAUCCCUCUAGUUCGGAUUUAUGGAAAAUAUUCUUUGUAAAUGCUGUACCAUUUGUGGGUUUCGGUUUCCUAGACAAUUUCACCAUGAUUAUUGCGGGCGACUAUAUUGAACACAUAUUUGGCACUUUCAUGUGUAUAUCCACAAUGGCAGCAGCUGGUUUGGGCAAUACCAUAAGUGAUGUGCUGGGCAUAGGUUCCGCUUACUAUGUAGAACGAGGUUGUGAAUAUUUGGGUUUAAAACCACCCGAUCUAACACCCAUACAAAUGGAAAUGAAAUCUAGUCGUAGAGCAGCAAAUUAUGGUCGUAUUAUUGGUAUUACGGUUGGUUGUUUAGUAGGUAUGUUCCCCUUAUUGUUUAUGGAUCGCAAAGCCAUCGAAGAUGAACGCAAAGAAGAAGAACGUUUAAAAAAGGAGGAGGAGGAAAAACUCAAGAAUACAGAAGCUAAUUUAGUAACGGCUCAAUAGAUUUUAAAUGAAAACUCUUAAGUGUUGUUUAUUAAUUUUUUUUUUAAAUUAUUUUUCUUUAAAAUUUCUUUUUAAGUUUUUGUUAUAAUUUUAUGUGUAAAACUCAACGAUUUAAGUAGACGAAAAGUUAAAAAAACGCAUAAGCAAUAAAACGAUUUUAUUUUUAAGAAUUUAUUAACUUAAA
Molecule: messenger RNA, 1716 nt
Organism: Lucilia sericata (common green bottle fly)
Lineage: Eukaryota; Metazoa; Arthropoda; Insecta; Diptera; Calliphoridae
Exons: 6
Coding region: 564-1532 (322 amino acids)
Cellular component (GO): mitochondrion
Source: RefSeq, a predicted model, not a curated record